This is a messenger RNA of Pseudoliparis swirei, 1533 nucleotides long. Its product is annotated as src-like-adapter 2. The transcript is spliced from 7 exons. Bases 257 to 1063 code for a protein of 268 amino acids. Gene Ontology annotation, molecular function: protein binding. Lineage: Eukaryota; Metazoa; Chordata; Actinopteri; Perciformes; Liparidae. The record is from RefSeq and is a predicted model, not a curated record.
UAAUGUGUCGCUCUGGUGUUAAAUCGAUUAUAUUCCUCGUAGACGUGCAGCGGGGACAUUGAGCACAGGGUAUCGAUGCCUCUUGAUGUGGUUGGGCACCUUCCUGUAUAAUCUAGGUGCUGUUGCUAGGUUACAAAGUGGUGUGCAGUAUAAACUGUUUCAUAAGGUGGUAGUCAUAAUUUGAUUUGAGAUUGAGGGAUAAUUAAAUUACGAACGUGAAAGUUGUUGAAGGUCUUUGCCGACGGACCAUUUUCUAAUGUGUGCUCCUCGCCUCUGCUUUCAGCCAGAGGACAUGGGGAACUGCCCCAUCGGAUGUCGAUCCAAUCUGACCGUCUUGGAAAACCCACCUGAAACCUACGGAUCACCACCCUCCCAGGGCAGUGUGCUGGUAUCCCUCUGUAACUACCCAUCCUUUGAGCACACGGGGUGGACCAUGUGUGCUGGGGAACGGCUCACCGUCAUGUCAGAUGACGGUGAUUUCAUGAUGGUGAGAUCCUCAACCACGGGCGGAGAGAGCUACAUCCCCACCAACUACACGGCCAGGGUCACACACAGGUGGCUGUUCACGGGCAUCAGCAGGUACAAAGCAGUGGAGCUGCUCAUGCUGCCCAAUAACGACACCGGAGCCUUCUUGAUUCGAGAGUCAGAGACAAGCAAAGAUUGUUACUCGCUGUCUGUCCUGAGGAGGACCGACUCGUCGUACCUGGACUGUGUCAAGCACUACCGCAUCUCUCACAUCCAAAACGGCUGGCUCUACAUCUCCCCGGGAGUCACCUUCCCCAGCCUGCAUCAACUGGUGCAACACUAUUCAGAGUCGGAUGGACUGUGCUGUCGGCUGACGGAGCCUUGCUUCAUCCAGGGGUUAGACGACACCAGAGAGGCCCGGCCCAAGCCCACAGCCAUCAGGAGGCCGACUAUCAACUGGAAGGACAUCAGCAGGUCAGUGAUCCUCGGGAGGACGAGAACAGAGUCCGACAACUCUCUGGUGAGUGAGGGGCUGAGGGAGGCCAUCGCCUCCUACCUCCAGAUGACCGAUGGCAACGACCACAGCUGGGACACCUGAGGAGAGACGACGGAUCAGUCCGAGAGGAAAGAAGUCGGAUGGAUAUAGUGGAGUCGGACACCGUCCUGUCUCAUCUGCAGCAUGGGGCGAGCCGUUAGAAGAAGAGGGCCCUCUGCACGACCACAUGUAGACUGUGCAGACCGCCCCGGAUCGGCAGCAGAGCUGAGACACUACAAUGAUUGGAGUUGGUGACGUGCAUGUCAGAAAGAAGACAGUUUCUACAGUCACACGGGGAGGGAGAGGACAUUUAAAGCCGUUGACAUUGUUGUUCUCAUUUAGUUUGAAAGUUGAAUGUUUCUCUUAAUUUAUAUACUAAUAUAUGCACAUGUUGUUUGAAUGCAUUCUGAUGAAUUAUAUGUUAAUUAUUUCGUAAUAGGAUUAUUGUCAUGGUUGUUGGAAUCCAAUAGAAAACUAAUUUUAAAAAAGUUAGCUAUGUGAUAAAUGAGCAUCGGAUAAUAAAAAAUAUAUAA